This is a messenger RNA of Rhincodon typus (whale shark), 3151 nucleotides long. RefSeq names its product protein angel homolog 2. NCBI's taxonomy places the organism in Eukaryota, Metazoa, Chordata, Chondrichthyes, Orectolobiformes, Rhincodontidae. Bases 212 to 1357 code for a protein of 381 amino acids. The record is from RefSeq and is a predicted model, not a curated record. The transcript has 8 exons. Gene Ontology annotation, molecular function: mRNA 3'-UTR binding; 3'-5'-RNA exonuclease activity. Gene Ontology annotation, biological process: 3'-UTR-mediated mRNA stabilization.
UCUUGAGCUGCUGCAGUUCUUGGGAUGUAGGGAUGUUCACUGCUGUUAGGAAGGGAGUGCCAGGAAUUUGACCUUUUGAGAGUGAAGGAACGUAGGGGCAGUACAUAGGAAAUGGGAGGAUUUUACUUCAUUGUACAAGAGCAGCCAAGGUACUAAUGAAUCAAAAGAGACUUCAAGUGGAAAACAGAAAGAAGGUUUUGAUUUUUCAGUGAUGUCGUACAAUAUUCUGGCGCAGGAUUUGUUGGAAGACAAUAGUCACUUGUAUAAACAUUGCAGUCAGCCCUUGUUGCAAUGGGGAUUCCGAUUUCCCAACAUCCUUAAGGAACUGAAACAAUUGGAUGCAGAUAUCUUAUGUUUACAAGAAGUUCAGAACAACCACUACAGGCAACAGUUGAAGCCAGUAUUGGAAUCACUGGGUUAUCAUUGUGAGUACAAAAUGCGAACAGGAAACAAGAGGGAUGGCUGUGCUAUUUGCUUUAAACGCUCAAAAUUUUCACUCAUCUCAGCUAGUCCAGUAGAAUUCUAUCGUCCUAAGAUUCAAGUACUGGACAGAGACAAUGUAGGACUGGUACUGCUGCUGCAACCAGUUCUUUCACAAUCUGCUGCUCUUCUGUGUGUGGCAAACACUCAUCUCUUGUAUAAUCCACGACGGGGAGACAUCAAGCUGGCGCAGCUUGCAAUACUCUUAGCUGAGAUUAACAAAUUGGCAUCUGAUGGGACAGGUGGAUACUGGCCGAUAAUCCUGUGCGGAGACUUUAACGCAGUGCCUGAUUCUCCAUUAUACAACUUCAUUAGGAAUGGGAAACUGAUUUAUGAUGGACUUCCAAUGGGAAAGGUAUCAGGUCAGGAGCAAAGCCACAGGGGCCAGAGAGCUUUGACAAAGCCACUUUGGCCACCAAGUCUUGGAAUUUCACCAGCCUGUCAAUACGAAACAUUGAAAUGUCAGCAAAUUCUAAAAGAUGCAGAAAAACCUUUGGAUGCUAAGGACAGUUCUGAAGAAUUAAAAGAUGCCACAAGUAAGAAGAAUUCUCAUCUGGAUGAAGAGACUUCCUCUGCCAUCCAACACAACUUCCGGCUAAUGUCUGCGUACUCCCAUUAUAUAGCAGGCACUGGUAAAGCUGAAGUCACCACCUGUCACUCCAGAUCCGCUGUCACUGUGGAUUAUAUUUUUUAUUCAACAACAGAGCAUAGUACCUUUGCAAACUCAGGAGGAGCUCCCCAUGUUGGUUCCUUGCAGCUUCUUGGAAAACUUGCUCUACUUACUGAACAAGAUCUAUGGACUGUAAAUAGAUUGCCCAAUGAAAACAACUCGUCUGAUCACCUGCCUUUGUUAGCAAAAUUCAGACAUAAACUUUGAUAUGAUAAAAGCUGCCUGAUGAUUUCUUCCUUCUGUACCUAUUCAGUAUCUGAUCCAAAAUUAUACAUUGUGGGGUAAAAGAAAAAUUGUGUAUCAUUUUUCACUUUUGAUAAACUUCUGUCUGAAAGCUGGAAAUAAUAAGUCUAUUUUUUACCUUUUAUAAACACUUGUGUAAUAAUACUGUAAAAUUUUGCUGUUGUUAAAUACAAUGAAAACUAGUGCAAAGGCAUAAUUCAGAAUGUUAGAGGGAUACCUUUCAUUGUGCCUAAAAGGUGGGAAAAGUAAAUAAUUCAUUUUAUUUAAUAUGGUUAUUGUUAAAAUAUUGCCAGAAAGCUUUAGUAUUUGGGAAGAGCAAACGAAGAGUUGCUUGGUUUGAAACUAGGCAGCGAGCAAGAGUGAAAGGAAAAUACCAAGGAGAUGGGAUCCAGCUGGCAAAUGGGAUGUAGGGCAAAGACUUUUACAGGUUGAGGCUAAAAGCAAGAUUUUUGUGGUACUACGCAGAAUGAAGCUUGGGAACAACUGGUGGAGGGAGGGGAGGUGUAGUCAAUAUUGCAAAUCUGCGUUUGGAUGAGGGAGUGAAUAGUACAGUAAUUGGAACAGGGAUAAUGUGGAUGAGACUGAGUAAAAUCAGUGGAGACUGCAAGUUGUCUUACUAAUUCAUCAUUCUGUAUCAUGAAUCUUUUCUUUCACCCGCUCCACCUCCAUUUAACUAUUCCUUUCUAACCUUAAUUCAGAUGGUUCCGACCAAGUACUUACAGCACAAUAUGGAUAUGCUUCAAUGAUAGGAUGCUUCAAUGAUGAAUUGCAGUACAAACCCUAAGUAGGAAAUCAACAAAAGGAGAUUUCUAUAGAUUAAUGCCAUAAUAUGUGUUUGUGUUUCUUUUAUGGUCUUCAAAGUUAGUGCACAGAAAAAACGUCAUGGAAAUUUGCUCCCUGUAUUUUUGUAUUUUCUAAGAGCAGAAAAUUAAAAUGUAAGAAGGCAAAAUGCAGAAGCGAAAUUGCUAUGGGGGUUGUAUCAGUGAUUGAGGUCUAGGAGAUUUCAAGAUUCCACAAUUAAGGUGGAGGAGUUAGUCCAGACUGACAUGAGGAGGAUAAAUGAGUCAUUAGAGGGAAGUGGGGGGGAUUGAGAUGAAGAUUAAAAUCAUCAGAUAAGGGAUCAUUCAGUACAGCCCGGUCUGAGAGCAGAAGAAAGUAUUAAAUUUCAAUGAGAAAGUGGCAAGAGACUCCUGCAAAUGAUUGCAGCAGUUAAAGAUAUGACAGAAAGAGAAACUCGGAGAGAUGACUUUAAUGAUUGGAAAAAUAUUGUCAUCCAGUAGCCUAGAAUCACAAAGACUGGAGAAGUCAAUGAUGAGAAAAAUCUUAUUCAGGUGUAACCUUGGCUGGAUGAUAGCAUUUGAGUCAGUGGGUCAGAUGGUCAUGGGUUCAAGUCCCAGUGUGGAGACUCGAAGGAUAAUCGAAGCUGGUACUUCAUUGCCUGAAUAAGAGUGUGCUGCAUCUUUGGAAGUGCCAUCUUUUGAAGGAGAUACCAAACAGGAGGCCCUGUAUGGUCUUAGUUAGAUGGAAAAAUCCCACAGAAUUGUUUGAAGAUCAGUACCUGUGCUGGUAAUUUUAUACCCCAUUUAACGCCAGCAAAUCUAGUUCUGUGUGGGAUUUGCUGUAUGAAAAUUGGCUACCAUGUUUUGUACAUUAAAACAGUGUUUACACUGUUAUUUUAUUUAUGUUUUAAUUGUAUUUCAGAAACUGUAAAAUGCUUUGCAACAUGCUGACAUGAUAAAAGGUACUAUAUACAUGUGA